Oncorhynchus masou masou (cherry salmon) is the source of this 1425-nucleotide messenger RNA. Its product is annotated as intraflagellar transport protein 20 homolog. Gene Ontology annotation, biological process: centrosome localization; protein localization to cilium; intraciliary transport. NCBI's taxonomy places the organism in Eukaryota, Metazoa, Chordata, Actinopteri, Salmoniformes, Salmonidae. The transcript is spliced from 5 exons. Bases 133 to 531 code for a protein of 132 amino acids. Gene Ontology annotation, cellular component: centrosome; Golgi apparatus; intraciliary transport particle B. The record is from RefSeq and is a predicted model, not a curated record.
AACUGUUUCCCCCUCUGAGACGGUCCCCUUGUGGAUUAUGCCACCUAGAUCACAACAUUGAUAUCAAAUUGAAAUACAUUUAAGCCCCCCCCCCCAUCUAUAACCCAGCUCUUGGAGACAGGCCUUGUGGCCAUGGCGAAAGACCAGUUGGGUGAAGCUGGUCUUCAUUUUGAUGAGCUCAACAAGCUACGGGUGCUGGAACCAGAGGUGGACCAGAAGACCAGGGAGCUCAAGGAGGAGUGUGAAGACUUUGUUGACAAAAUGGGCCAGUUUCAGAAGAUAGUGGGUGGUCUCAUUGAGCUGGUGGAUGAAUUGGCGAAAGAGGCAGAGACAGAAAAGAUGAAGGCGAUUGGAGCCAGGAACCUGUUGAAGUCUGUGGCCAAGCAGAGGGAAGCCCAGCAACAGCAGCUCCAGGCCCUGAUAGCAGAGAAGAAGAUGCAGCUGGAGAGAUAUCGCAUUGAGUACGACGCUCUCUCCAAAGUGGAGGCUGAGCAGAAUGAGUUUAUUGAACAGUUCAUUCUGCAGAAAUAAGGCCCGAAGUGUGUGUUUGUGUGUUAGUGACCAUGUUUCCAGGGUGCCUGUGUUGUUUUCUAUGGGUGAUAUCCACUACACUAUGGGUUAACGGGAAUUGCUCAUCUGAACACCACAACCUCUCUUACACUUCACAAGCAAUCCAAAACUGUUUCAACUAAAACACGGUUUGGCCCAGACACCAACAGACAGACGACAUGCAAAGUUAAACUGAAUAACACCAUCAAAUGUCCCUCACUAGCAGGUGUCUCAGUGACAAUCCCCCUAUUUUUAUUUUUUAGCAUUUAAGUGUUGGAAUGCUUGAAUAUAGUUCAAACCUGAGGCUCUAUAGAUGUGAAAGGUGUGACAACACUACAGUAUGCCAGUCAACCAAAUGGGGUCGAAAGCUAUUUAUAUAUGAAGGAAUUUAUUUAUACUAUUUAAUACUGAAUAAUUACUCUGUAUAGAUUUGUUUUAUUACCUUUUUCUACAAGUGGAAAAACAAAGUACAGUAUGUGCAUGUUACUGUAAAAAAAAUCAUCAUGAUUUUGAAAACAAGUACAUUUCUUGCUGUUCCCCCCCCUCCCUUUGUAUCUUACUUCUGUUUUACAUCUAAAGGUAUGAAUAUGUUCACGGUUUUAUCAUUUCACCUUUGUCUGUGGUACGACACCAACACAUUUAACCUCAGGUGGCUUAUUGGAGUUUCAGGCCAGUGUAUACUUUUUAUUUUUUUUCCCCAAGUAAAGUACAUUUCAAAGGUAUAUUAUUUUAUGUUUACAGUAAAUAUCAAGACGUUAGAAAAUAUCAUCCUCCUCUGCAUUCAUCUUAUCCAUGUUAAGAGUUAGUAAACCAACUUGGUGGACCAACUUCAUCGACAGAUGAGAUAUACUUGAAUAAAGGAUUUGCACAUUUUGA